AUGCUCAGUCGCCAUGCAUCUGCCUCUUCCUCAUCCCGCAAGCUUGUGAGCCAACGUUUUGCUUUCGCUCUUGCUCGCAGUCAACCACGGCGACUGGUCUCACAACCAUCUCUCACAUAUGAUCAUUUAACAUCCUCCCAUUCCACCGCCGACCUCGCCUCGCCCUACCGUUCCGGCUUCUCCAAUCUUGGCCUACGCUCCAGCAAACCUCCAGAUUCCAUCCCGGAUUCAGACCCAAAAACAUCCUCUGAAAUACCAGACCAAGACUGGGAGCUUCGCACAGGACGCGCUAUCUACGUAUUACAACAAACAUUGCCCGAUUUCUUCGCCACGGGACUCAUCACCUCCAUCGACAAAAGGACAGGGGCACCAGUAGCCCCAUCCACCAGCAUCCCAAUAGCCAGCGCCAAUCCCCUCGAUGACCUCACCUUCGACGACGACGCAGAGUCCAUCUACAGCCCAUUCGUUCAGUCGUUCUAUACACCCCCCGUCCCACUCCCAGCCCCAUUCCCCAAGACCCUCCAUGUAGAAGGCCUUCAGCUGUACCUCGCCUGUUUGGGGUUCGUGCGACAUACGAUGAACACGCUGUACUCGGAUCUUGCAGUCGUGUUGACAAAAGUCGUUGUGAACGCGCCCUCACCACCGACGACGAAAUCGCUGGGAGGGUCUGCUGAGAUGGGGGUGACGAAGAGGGGUAGGGAGAAGAGCCUUCUUGUGCGGCAGAACAUUACGGGAAUCGCCAGGGUUAGUGGGAAGCCUGGGGAGUGGAUAGUGGAAUCAACAUACACCUUUUCGCCAUCCACAGGCCUAAUUUAUAAAUACGUCAUCAACGUGAUCCGCCCUGCACCUCAUGUGGCCGUGUAUGAGUCCCUACGGGCGAGCAUGGGCAAGCUGCUUGGGUUGGGUCACGGUGGCGGUAGUGCGCCCAGUCCGAACGGGGCUGCGUGUAAGGGGGCGGGGAAGGUUUAG
Molecule: messenger RNA, 969 nt
Organism: Laccaria bicolor S238N-H82
Lineage: Eukaryota; Fungi; Basidiomycota; Agaricomycetes; Agaricales; Hydnangiaceae
Exons: 4
Coding region: 1-969 (322 amino acids)
Source: RefSeq, a predicted model, not a curated record